This is a messenger RNA of Trematosphaeria pertusa, 3750 nucleotides long. RefSeq names its product Pyrrolo-quinoline quinone. Gene Ontology annotation, molecular function: protein binding. The transcript is spliced from 4 exons. The coding region runs from base 1 to 3750 and encodes 1249 amino acids. NCBI's taxonomy places the organism in Eukaryota, Fungi, Ascomycota, Dothideomycetes, Pleosporales, Trematosphaeriaceae. The record is from RefSeq and is a predicted model, not a curated record.
AUGCGAUCACUCGUUUUGGGUUUUGCAAGCCUCUUUGCCUUGCGAACAUGGGCGCUUGCGGAUACAGAUACGGUAACAUGGGGAGGAGACAACACGCGCGCGGGCUAUCAGACGAACCAUAAUAUGGAUCCAAAGGUCGUCGCCAGCUCGGACUUCGACCAGAUCUUCAAGACCUCCCUACUCGGAAACUUUCUCGGUCUGGGCGCCGAGCAGAUCUUUUCAUCUCCUCUGGUUUACACUGGAGAUGAUGGAGUCCAGUAUGUUUAUGUUGCGACGACGCAGAAUAACGUCUACAAAAUCGAUGCGAAGACCGGGGCCAUAGUAACGUCGCGUAACCUUCAUGUACCGUUUCUUCAAGUGGAGCUGGGAAGCUGCGUUGAUAUCAAUCCUUUGAUUGGGAUAACAGCCACAGGAGUUAUCGACCCAGAGACAGGGAUAUGGUACGUCACUGCGAAGACCUACACCGAGGAAUUUCAAGAUGGAAACUUCAGUCCGAAGAGUCCUCCUGGACGGUUGAACGGCAGGUAUUAUCAGCAUGCCAUCCACACGGAAGACCUUGCGGAAGUAGAUGGCUGGCCGGUGGUGGUGGAUGGAACGGUCUUCCGCAACAACCCGAACCGGAUGUUCAUCAGCGGCAAUCAACACUCUCGUCCAGGGGCGCUACUCGUAGGCGACUUUCUAUACACCGGAUAUGCUUCGCAUUGCGUUCUAUAUAAUUACACUGGUGCUAUCAUUGGGUUCAACAAGAAGACUGGAGCCAUCAUCGAAGCAUUCGCCACCGAAGGAGGCCCCGAGCCGAACACGGUCAAAGGAGGUGGCGUUUGGAUGAGUGGUGGCGGCAUUGCUUACGACGGUAAAGGAAGUAUGUACUUUGCCACUGGGAACGGUUACGCAUCCCAGCUGAAGCCUACUGGCAAUUCUGUUCCUGGACGAAACCCUCCAACUGCUCUUGAAGAAGCGGCUGUUAAUGCGAAGAUCAAUGACGAUGGCACAUUAUCGAUCAUCGACUUCUUCAUGCCCGCCGAGAAGGUAGACCUGGAUGGCGGUGACAAGGAUCUGGGGAACACGCCUCUUGAGAUACUUCCAUCGGAUGUCCUUUCAUGCCCGAAUCAUCGGCGGAUUGGUGUUAUCACUGGGAAGUCUGGUAAGACUUACUGGCUUAACUUGGACGAUCUCGGCGGCUAUCAGAUGGGGCCGAACAGCGGCGAUGCUGUCAUUCAAGCCUACCAGAACGAAAAUUCGGUGUACGCAGGAGCAGGUGUGAUGCCACUAGGCGGCGGAUUUGUCUACAUCAGCGUCACGCAGCACGAGACCCAUGUUUUCGCAUUCUCAUGCGAUCCUUCCGGAAACGCGGUAUUUACCAAAGUGACUGACACGCCCGACAAAAACGCGUACAUUCUUGGGACGGGGCAUGGGACUACUACAUCGCUCGAUGGUCAAGAGGGCACUGGAUUAUUGUGGACCUCCGAUGUUCAAGGGCAGGGCUUGCGCAUUUACGACCCAAUACCACCACCUGGCGGCGGACCGCUGAAACUUAUCAAGAAUUUCACCGUUCCUGGCGUUACGAAGUUCUCGCGCCCGGUGUUUGGCGAUGGCAGAGUUUACAUCAGUACCGACCGAGGAUACCUGUACGGAUUUGGGUCACCCACGGAUGCUCCACUCAACUGCUCCUCGCCUUAUGACUUCGGCGCCGUGCCGAUCAACAAUGUGUCCGCUCCUUUGACUGUCACGUGCACAGCGCUCACAGACACGUCAGUAACCGCCGUUGGUCUGACGGAUAACACUACGAACUUCCGUCUUUCGGACAUUCCUUCCCUACCUACGGAGCUCUCGUCUGGCCAAACGUUUAGCUUCACAGCCAUCUGCAGCCCUUCUUCCGUUGGAAAUUUAUCCAGCGAUGUCGCUAUCAAAGUUGUAAACUCCAAAGCUGGUUUCCGCUCAGUUAUCGACGUCACUUUGAAAGCCACGGCGCACUCAUCCGCGCCGGUUCUUGCCGUCGUGCCAAAUACGAUCACGUUCAGUGUCAUUGUGGGGCAGUCCAGUCCGUCACAGUCGUCUCUCUUCUGGAACUUCGGCGAUACUCCCUUGACCUUUGCGAAUAUUAGCUUCUCUGUUGUCUCGGAAAAUGGACCGUGGGUUCAACCCAACGCCACUGAGGAUGGGCAACUCCAAGUAGGCGACUUCCUAUUUACUCAAGUUCCGUCCACAAUUGCACCAGGGAAGUCUGCUCCUAUCAGUGUGAUCUAUUCGCCCAUUUCUCCCGGCAAUGACACUGUCUACGUCAAAGGAUUCUCGGAUGGAGGAACUGCUACCAUACGUAUUCUCGGUGUCUCUGGCACGCAGCCAAAAUGCGUCAUCGAGUUCCAAGCCAUCGACGGAUCCGAAUGGAUUCCAUAUUCGAACAGCACGACCUUCAGCUUCGGCACCGUCUAUGAAGCGCAAACCCGAAAUCUCCUCAUGCGAAUCACAAACGGAGGCGGACCGAACGCCGUAUCCCUCUCGAUCACGGUUUCCAAACCACCCUAUGGCAUCCCCGGAAUCAUCGGCAAGUCCAACAACAUCGACCUCGCAGAAGGAACCUCCAUCGCAACUGGCCAAAGCCAGACAGCAAACUUGUAUUGCUCCGUUCCCAAGUCCCAGGUCAAUGUUCCGAGUUACAAUGGAACAGCGAGUUGGACGCUGAAUACCGGUGAUCCCACUCUCGGCAAGCAAGACAUCCAAUUCUUCUGUUCUGCCGCGGCCGAACAGAUUGGUCCUCUGCUUCCAAAUGGUACAGCCCAAUACGGCUACGUGGGAUGCUUCAAAGAGAAUAAUCCCGGAAGACAGCUCGCGCAGCUCGCUUAUUCAGACACGACAAACAACACGAAUGCACACUGCAUCGAGGCCUGCUACGCGUUGAACUACACCUUCGCCGGUACCCAGUACAGGCAAGAAUGCUGGUGUGGAAACGCAAUCCCUCUCCAGAAAAACGACGACAGCAAUUGCAACUUCGGCUGUUCGGGAAACAACGCGCAGACCUGCGGCGGCGACGGGUAUCUCCACGACACGGCGCACAUCUCGCUCUUCGCAGACUCAACUAAGUUCGACGGGAACACGACGUCGCCUCCGCUGCAGAUUACGCCGAAUGUGGGGCCGUACGGUUUCAUCGGCUGCUAUGCGGAGUCAGGCUCAGGCGGCAAGACGCUGAGUGAAGAGUCGACGACUUCUAAUGGCAUGACGGUGCAGGUUUGCGCGGAGUUCUGCGCUAAGUAUCCUUACUUCGGCUUGGAAUACUCUGAGGAAUGCUGGUGCGGCACGAAGCUUAAUCCCCAGUCCUGCGUCACCGAUUCCAGUCAGUGCAAUAUGCCCUGUAAAGGGUCGAAUAGCCAGUACUGUGGAGCGGGUAGUAGAAUGCAGAUUUACCACAUCAACGAAACCGCAUCGGCGACUACAUCCACGACAUCCAUGACGACCUCUAGCUCCUCUUCAUCCAUCUCGCUCAGCUCAGGUCCCUCCGCGUCGUCGACCACAUCCUCAUCCACCUCCCAUCUUGACACAACGACGGUCCCUUCUUCUACCAUCUCAAUCUCACCCUCUUCCCCAUCAACCAUCCCCCCAUCACCCAGUCCAACCGCCCUAUCCUGCCCCGCCUCCAACGCAACAACAUACACCUCCCCCCGCGGCACACACUACCUCAUCGAAUGCUCCACAGACCACGCAGGUAACUCCCCUACUCCACCCCAUCCCUCCCUCCCCACUCCCCCUCACUAA